GUGGAGGAGCGGCUGACUGUGCUCGAAGGGGAGCUCCAGACUGCCAAUGACACCAUCACGCAGCUCAAGCAUGACCUGCAGCUCAAGACCGAGCUACUGCACAUCUACAACAAUGACUUUGACGAGUCGGGAUCGGAGGCAGGCACUCCGUCGGGCAUGCGGCACGCCGGCCUGGAGAUGCUCCAGGCGCGCACUUCGCAGCUCGAGAAGGAGAACAGUGAGCUGCGGACGGAGCUGCAGCAGCUCAGUGAGAGCACAGAGACGGCCGAGGGACGCGAGAAGGCCCUGGUCGACGAUGUCGUCUUCGAGCUGACCGACGCCAACCAGACGAUCCGCUCGCUGUCGGACGAGCUGGCCAGCCGUGUGGACGAGCACAUGAGAAAUCAGGAGGAGGUCACCUGUCUCCUGGCUCAGCUGGUCGACAGUCAGAGUCGCGCCAAGCGGCUCUCUCAGGAGAAUGACGAGCUGCAGAGCUUCGUCAGCGCCUCGAAGGAGGCUCAGUCGGAGCUGGCGCUGGAGCUGGCGGACCUCAAGGACAAGUACGCUGAGCUGCAGGCCAUGUACCACGACGCCCAGCAGCUCAUACGGCGCAGAGAAAAGAAGAGCGCCUCGCAGCGGAGCAGUUACCUGGGCGGCGUGGGCGGCCAGCCCGACUCUCUGGCCUCCGAGCUGGAGUUCUCACUGUCCUCUCUGGGCUCGAACGACUCGGGCGUAAGCCCGGCGCUGGGUAUCAGUCCGUUCGGCGCACCGCCCUCCCGCAGUACCCACAGUACGGCCACUGUGGUGAGCGCGGCGCCCUACCGGUCGGCGUUCGACACGGUGCGCUGUGCGCGCGCCGUGGCGCCGACACCGGCGGCCGGUGACGGCUCGGCGGCCGGCGGCGGCGUGGCCUCCCUCACCCAGUCGACUGGCCUGGUGUCGGCGUCGGCUCCGGCCUCUGUGCGCGUCAGCAGCCGGGUGUGGGGAGCCGGUGCCGGCGCUGGGGCCGCCCCUGGAGCUGUGGGGACCGGCGCGGCGGCUGGUGGCGGCGACUCUGGUGCCUGGAUGCAGGACGGGGCCAGUGUCACCAGUGACUCCGAGUGCAGUAUUGAGAUGGACGACUGCAGCGAGCUGGAGUACCCUGGGAUAUCUCGCGGCAUCCCCGGAGUGCCCGGCUCGCCCGAUCUGCGCGCUGCCCUCCACCGGCUCGGCCCUGGCUCCAAGCUCGGCUCGGACGGAAUGCGCACACCGGAGAGCAUCAUGUCGCUGGGCUCGAGCCGCGGCUCGCUGGGCGGAUCGCUCGGCAGUAUGGGCUCAUCGUCCGGCUCCGGCUGGAAACUGCCCGAAAAACUGCAGAUCGUGAAGCCGAUGGAGGGCUCCCUCACGCUCCACCACUGGUCUCGGUUGGCCACGCCGCACCUCGGUGGUCUCCUGGAUGCUCGGCCCGGGGUCAGCAGCCGCGGCGAACGCUCUCUGGCCGAGCUGAGCAGUGGGGAUGAAGGGGACGGAACGUCAUCAGAUGAAGAGGACCCGGCCGUGUCGUAUAAGGCGCCCACACUCACCGGGGGGCUGACGUUUACGCUGACGAAUUGUACGGUGCUGCAUCCGGACGAUACGACGCAGCUGACCAGCAGUCUGCAGGGCGGCCAGAUGUCCACCCUGCCCGUGUCGCUCUCGUCCUCUGCCUCGGCGCCGCCGUGCUCCUCCACUCUGUCUCGGCGUGCCUCGGCCGCCUCCACCUACACAUUCAGCACACACCUCGGCCUGGCGCGGGCGCUCCACGAGCGCGGCCUGACACCGUCGGUGGCGGGUUCACCGCCUCCCAGCGGACUCUCUACUCCGGCUAACAGCCCGGAGACCAGCCGACCGGGCAGCCCUGCGCCGGGCGCGCCGGCCGGCAGUCCGCCACAGCCGGCGCUCUUCAAAGGUCUGAUGGACGUCGGCAAGACGCUGUCGCUGGGUGCCGAGCUGAUCCGUCGCACCUUCUCCCCUGGCGAUACGCCACGCGCGCCGUCCUACUCGCGGAACCAGGAGCCACAGCGCGAGGAGGCGCCGGCGGACGGCAGCCCGGCCGCCCGCUCGCCGCUGAACCGCCGUGUCCGGCACCAGAUGUCACUAAUGGAGCGGCUUCAGCGGAUCGGUCUGCAGGGUAUCCUGGGCGCCGACGGCCAGCCCGUGUCGGCAGCUCGGAGCCGCGCCGGUGUGGGUAUCGGUGCAGCGGGCGGAGCCAUCACCCGCGGUCAGCUGGGCGCGCCCGGCCGGCCCGGCAGUGGAGCGCUGAAGGGUCGCCUGGCGCUGCUCGGUACGGUGCAGCAGAGCGGGCGCGGCAGGGCCGGACGGGCGGCCGCCGCUGGCCGCGGCCGCGCGCGGCACCUAGAGGACUGUGUGGGCACGGUGGGUGUGCUGGCCGCCGGCAGAAAGGGCGGCUUCUUGUGAUUGUCGGAGCGGUCCGCGGCGGCCGGCAGGCCACGGUAGACGGGUGACGCUAUUCCAGUGAUCCUAGGAGCCAAAGGCACGCGAGCUGCGCCCCCAACCCUAGCUGUGAUUUGACGCCGCUGCAACGGCGAGGCAGCGGGGAGUAGUCACUCAGCUGUACUUAGGCUUUACAGAGAGUGAGAGAGGUCUGUGAGCCCCAAAACGACACUCAGCUCAAACGCUGACUUGUAGAGCUGGGUGGAUAAAUUCACCCGUGCAGAGUUGUUUGCUCACAUUCAAGGUGAUUUUAGUGCGGUCGCUUUUGAUGAAUUUCCCCUGCCCUCCUUUAUGACUCGCUUGAUCGGUGCAAUAUGUUUGAGAGUAGUCUUUGUCCGUAGUCCGUGAUCGUUUAAAGCUUUUGUCGCGUUGUCGUUGGUCAUAUUUUAUACUAGUUAUUUUUACAUGUGAUGUCAUUCAGGAGUAGCGGCGGUUUGUUCAGUUUUAAUGAUCAAAUCGACGGGCCAGAGAGGCGAGCUUCCCGGUACAAACGGCCACCAGCACAGCCCGUUUGUGUGCGUGUCUGCGCGCGGCCAUCCAUCGAAUUGAGAGACUCGGGGUUCGAAAUCCGCCGGCGCUCCAUAGUGAACUGUGUGCGUGUCUGAAAUAUGAAUAAACAUAGAUGGACUUGUCA
Messenger RNA from Amphibalanus amphitrite, 3085 nucleotides. RefSeq names its product trafficking kinesin-binding protein milt-like. Lineage: Eukaryota; Metazoa; Arthropoda; Thecostraca; Balanomorpha; Balanidae. The transcript has 10 exons. The annotation marks the transcript as partial. The record is from RefSeq and is a predicted model, not a curated record.